AUGAAAGACGAGGAUGCUGUAGCCACGGAAACUGACGACUUGCUGAGGGCGGUGCGAAACAGCAGAGUUGAAAGGGGGCCCUUGAGCUCCGACGGCGUGAUCUGCUUCCGGCUCACUCGGAAGGCCAACGCCCCGCAUGUCAACGAGCUGCUCUUUGAUGCCACCGGUCCUCUGGCUGAGCUACACCAACGUGUUCUCGAUGCUGGCUGCGAGGUGGCCCCGGAGUGGUCGCCUGUGAAGGCCCUCUUCGUGCCCCUCACGAAGAAUCAGCUCGAUGAGCUCACUGGCUGCGCUGCAGGCUCGCUGGAGCUUGGCAAGGAGCACCUCCUGGCCUUGCAGUCUGACUACCCCCUGCUGGACCGAGCCCUCCGGAGCCUCAGCAACGCCCACCGCCCCCGCCUGCAGCCCAGCAUCCACAGGGAGGAUGAUGGUGACGGCGUGGUUCGUGGGGACGAGGAUGAGGAUGAGGAGGACGAGGGCGUGGCCGUGAUCGAGGUGGAGGGUGGUCUCCGCACGGAUUCGAGCCUCGGCUUCCCCAGCUACCCUCCUUGGCUGCAUGGGCUUGGCGUGGCAUGA
Symbiodinium pilosum is the source of this 576-nucleotide messenger RNA. Lineage: Eukaryota; Dinophyceae; Suessiales; Symbiodiniaceae. The record is from the annotation of a GenBank genome assembly.